AUGAUAAAUUAUUUUGAUUUUAGCGAUUAUAUUCGAAAGGUACAAGAAUUGCCUUUUGUUGAUGUAAAGAUCCAUUAAAUACUUAGAAUACUAGCUAAAUGCUCCAUAUAACUUUUUUAUCGUUUUAGGCAGGAGCUUCUAGCAGCGAUCCAAAAGUCUUAAAAAAAUCAUUUUAUCUUAUUAACUAAAUUCAUUCAGCAUACUAGUUUUAAAACAUUAAUCUAUAAGAAUUGUAAAUAAUAUAUAAUGAUUACAUAAAUGGAAAAUUGAAGAUUGAUAAUGAAGUACCUGAUGCAGCCUUAUAAAAUUCCUCAAAUUCUCAAUUAUCUAGCAUAUCAGGUCUCUUAAAUAAAAACUAAAGAUCGGCUGUCUUAUCAGAACCAGAAAGUCAAAAUUAAAUGAAAGCAAACGAAAACUCAAAAAUAGAGUUCAAAUAAGAUAUUUCAUCAAAAUAGAAUAUUUAAGGGAACUUAGCUCAGAAUGAAAACACAGAUAAAUUUAUAAAUUAAAUUUAACAAUCGAAUGCCUAGAUGUUAGAAAAAAAUGGGAAUAAAGAAGCAACUGAUUCUAGUAUUUAGAAUGAUUAUCAGAAAGUUGAAGUUUCGAUACCCUAAAUAAAGGAAAUUUAUUAUCUAGCAAUUGAUUAUUCAAAACUGAAAAAAAAAUAGUAAUAUCAAGAAUAUAGAGAUAAAGAAAGUUAGAAAUCAUAGAUAUUUUCAUAAAUAAAUUAACAAAGCUAAAUCUAAUAAAGCACUUAAUGUAGUAUUUGUUUAGAAAAUGUUUAAUAAGACAAGUAUGCUCUUACAGCAUGUUAGCAUAUAUAUCAUAAAUAGUGUUUAGCUAAUUUAAUAGAGGCAUCAUAUGAAUUUCCUUUUAAAUGCCCAAACUUAUAAUGCAGGGAAGAAAUAUUGAGGGAUGAUUUAGAAAGUAUAGUCUCAAAUCAAGUUAUGGACAGAAUAGAAAAAAUUGCUUUCAAUUAAUACUUAUUGCAAAACCCAAACGUUUUUUAAUGUCCAACUGAAAACUGUAAAGGUAUUUAUGAAAUCGAAGGACCUAUCCAAGUGUGCAUGAUAUGCUAGAAUUUAUUUUGUACUAGAUGUAGGAGGUUAUAUCAUGAAGGAGUAUGUGGUGAAUAGAGCUUUAUCAAUGCAGCUUAAGAAGCAAGAUAUAGAUAAUGUUCUUAAUGUUAAAGGUGGAUCGAGAAGACCGCUGGAUGCAAUCAUAUCACUUGCAAAUGUGGGUUUUAGUUUUGUUAUCUUUGUGGCGCUGUAUGGGUAAGAGGAAGGGAUUGUGAGUGCAGAAAUAGACCAUAAUAAUAAAAUGACAUUAAUGCUUAACAAAUACCGCAUGAUUUAAACGAGAUUUAACAAUUUGUCAAUCAACCCCCUCAACGUUAAAGUAAUUCUUAGAAAGUUGAUAAGGUUCUAAAUAAAUUGGGUUUAAGUUUUGUAAAAAAAAUAUUUAGAAAAUGGUGAUACAUAUAAAUACA
Paramecium octaurelia is the source of this 1489-nucleotide messenger RNA. The record is from the annotation of a GenBank genome assembly. NCBI's taxonomy places the organism in Eukaryota, Ciliophora, Oligohymenophorea, Peniculida, Parameciidae.